Callithrix jacchus (white-tufted-ear marmoset) is the source of this 659-nucleotide messenger RNA. RefSeq names its product sperm protein associated with the nucleus on the X chromosome N4-like. The record is from RefSeq and is a predicted model, not a curated record. Lineage: Eukaryota; Metazoa; Chordata; Mammalia; Primates; Cebidae.
UGUAUAUAGGAAGGGCAAGAGCUCUGGGACUACCAACUGGCAAGCUUCAAUGUAGCUGUGGAUAUCUGUACCAUAAAAGAGCCUAGUAUACACAUUCUAGAACCAGCCGUAAUUAUGGAAGAUUCAACUUCAAGCACCAACGGAGAGAAUAAAAAAAGUUCCUCUGAAUCCAACAGGAAAGAAAAUAAUGAGAAGCAGGAGACAGUGAAAACAGACUCAGCUCCUGUACAAAGUUUAAAGAAGACCAAAAAAUCAAAACAUUUAACAGUAUUAGAAUGCUCCUACGAGAAGGAUGAGAAAACAAAUUCAAAUCAACUGGGGAAUGACCAAUCCAAAGAGAAGUCCACUGAUCCAGUCCAAGAGAAGAUGGAGGAAGAUGUAGAGUCAUUUAAAGGAUAUUCACAGGAGGAUGAAGACCUAGAAUUCUGCGAAGUAUCUUCACUAGAGGAUGAAGACCUAGACUUAUGCAAUGUAUCUUCACUAGAGGAUGAAGACCUAGACUUAUGGGAAGUAUCUUCACUAGAGGAUGAAGACCGAGAUGAUUCAUCUCAAGGAUGCUCAAAGGAGUGUGGGGAGUGUUCGUCACACAUGCAGAAACCAAAUCAGACAAAUCAUCACCACUGAUGACAAUGAUUAUAAUAAAAUCAAGUGUGAGAAGC